Messenger RNA from Octopus sinensis (East Asian common octopus), 1795 nucleotides. RefSeq names its product serine/threonine-protein phosphatase 6 regulatory ankyrin repeat subunit B-like. Gene Ontology annotation, molecular function: protein binding; transcription cis-regulatory region binding. The record is from RefSeq and is a predicted model, not a curated record. Gene Ontology annotation, biological process: signal transduction; positive regulation of transcription by RNA polymerase II. Gene Ontology annotation, cellular component: nucleus. NCBI's taxonomy places the organism in Eukaryota, Metazoa, Mollusca, Cephalopoda, Octopoda, Octopodidae. The transcript has 14 exons. Bases 97 to 1545 code for a protein of 482 amino acids.
GCAGGAGUCAAAAAUCUCUCUCCUGUUUGAAUAUUCUGAACAUUCAAGAGACAGAAAAACUUCAGCCUGAAUUCGAAACACUUUCAAUUUGAAGACAUGGAUUCAAUUUUUACUAAAAUUAUAACUAAUGAUGUUAAAGGAUUGAAAACUUUGAUAGAGGAGAAGCCAGGCCAAAUUAACAAACGUGAUGAAUGUGGAGUAACUCCUCUAAUAGAAGCUAGUUACUAUGGCAAGGCAAGAAUAAUCGAGAUGUUGAUUGAUGCUGGUGCGGAUGUAGGAGCAAGAGACCACGUGGGUUGUACAGCUUUACAUUGGGCUGUGGAUGGGGAUCGACUUCAAGCUGUGGAGAUCUUACUAUCUCGGGGCAGCGAUGUUAAUGCACAGUCUAAUGAUGGUCAAACACCGCUGCACUGGGCCUGUUUUUGGGGACACUUGCACACAGUCGAGCUGUUGUUGGGUCACAAUGGCAUUGAUGCCAAUGCGGUGGACAACGAUGGAGACACACCAAUCUAUGUGGCAGUUCGGGGGCGAAGGUAUGAUGUGGUGUCUGUGAUGCUGAACCAGCGUUCAGUUCAGUUGGAUAUUCAGAACAAAAAGAAAAGGACACCAUUGCUUGAAGCCAUUUCCCAGGGUCACCUCGGAAUGACACACAAGCUAAUAGCCAUAGGUGCAAACAUAAAUGCUGUUGAUGGUGAUGGUAACAGCUGUUUGCACCUUGCCGUGAAAACAGAAGUGUUUAAUUCCGAGGAUGCACCCAUGGAUUUACUAAACGAAUGCUGCACCGCCCUCACCCUGAAAAAUGAGGAAAUGCUCUCUGGUAUAGUGGUUGCGAGAUAUCUCGCAAGCCAGGGAGCUGACUUUCACCAUAAAAACAACAAAAAUAACACACCAUUAGACCUCAUUAAGGACCCAAAUUUGAGAGAAAAAUUAGAAACAUUUUUACCACCACAAUGUUUGUGGUGCAGAAAUAAAGCGGCCACAACAAAGGUCCAUCCAUGUGGACACCUUGUAAUAUGUAAGGGAUGUUCAAACGUUCCCCUUCAACAAUGCCUGAAGUGUUUAAAACCUGUAAUAAGCAGAGGUCGAGUUGAGGCUCCAAAGUUUGAGGACAGGUGUGUACAAACGGAGGCUACAUGUCAGGAAUUAGGGGCUGCAUCUCAGGCAAUUGAGAAUCGAACAUUCAAAGACAAGGAAACACAGACACAGGAAGAACCAGUUGUGCGUCCAAAGUUUGAAGACAGGGCAUCCCAUACAGAGGCUCAGCCAUUUGAGUCUCCAGUGUUAGAUGAAAAGUUUCUCCAAGAUGUCGCACAAAAUUUCGGAGGAAAAUGGCAGCAAGUCGGAAGAGAAUUAGGAAUUAAAUCUGUUCAAUUGGAAUUCAUCAGAUAUGACUAUCCUUAUAACACCGUUGAACAGAGCUUCCAGAUGCUGCGGAGAUGGUUUACAACUUGUGAUCCAGAGACACGGACACACAGAACACUCAGAAAAGCUCUUGACAAAUUUGAGUGUUUUGAUGCACUCAAAUGCCUACCUCAGACGAUGUAAAAUUUUGUGUAAAUGAUGUAAUUGUCUGAUCUGAGGUUAAUCGUGACCAAACAGAGACCUAAAAUCAAAUGUCUUCUAGCCAGAGCCCUCCUGGCUUUAUCCUCAAUGUAGAGAACCCAGAACCACGUUAUCCUAUCUGUCCUUCUUUAAAGUGGUAAUUGUGAAUGGAGGAGGAUUUAGGUACUAAUUCUAGCAGAUCUAUCUAUCACAUAACAUUACCUUACUGGUUUGGCUCCUUUCUUCUUAAAGA